AUGUUGAAAAUCUCGAUGAAAGAUGAAGAUGCUGUUUUCGCAAGUAAGCGCCCGCCGUCGCCGAAAACACUUGAUCUGGCGGAGCGAACUGACCAGGCCUACCAGCGGCAUGCGCGAAUUUCCAGCUUCAAGGAAUUCAACCAGCGCCUCUCAGAUUCAAGCGUGGCUAAUAACAGCGCGCAAAACAUAGGGGUCCAAGUCAACACGACGUUAAUUUCACCGACUAGUGCUCAGCCAAAGAGAGUUUUUUUCUGCGACUCAUCGACCCAAACUACUGUCACCGAGUCAUUUACGGAUAUCUCCGAUCGAACUCACGUCAGCAUAUCGAAAACGAAUGACAGCGAAAUGAAACUUGAUGAGUUCCCAAUGCCGCCAGUCGAAAUUCAGAGAGAAAAUGAACCAGAUAAUAAGAAAAGAAUCGAGGAGGAACUGAGAUCUGUCUCUCGAUCUUCUAGCUCCAGCGAGGAAAAUUCCUCAGAGGCGUCUACUCGCAGCUCAGAAUCUUACAAAACUGCUGAGAAAGAAGAAGAGCGAGGGGAUGAGCUCAUACAGAAUAGGGAUGAAGAUAUAGCUGUCGAGUUGAACGAGUACAAAUCCGUUCAAUCGGAUGGUAAUCCAUCGCACUUGGACAAAACCGAUAUCAAUUAUCCACAGCCGAACGAGACAAAGGAGGAAAUCCUUCAGAACAAAUCGCAGCCGCAGUCCAUCAAGACGGCGCUGCCAAAGAAAGAGAAUCUGUAUUUUCACCGACGAGAUAGUUUUCCACGGGGCUUCAGCAUAAAAGAUCGGCUGAAAAAGUGGCAAGACCUUGAGCAAAACUCUCAAGGAAUUCAGACGGAAGAUCAGGCGCCUCAAACCCGGGAGGAGGAGCUAGCGCCGCCAGUCUCAAACAACAGCUCCUCAAGUAAUGUUCAACCAGCACUAGAAACAACAGAAGCCAGUGAAAAGGAACCGAGUGCAGAGCAGAAUCAGAUAGAAGAGGCAUCAGAAGAGCAGAAUCCAGCAACUGAAGACAACGAGGAAGAAAUGAGACUUCAGAGAGAAAAAGGCUCAGUGCUCAAGCGAUGGCCCGAAAACGAGCCGGCUGACGACGGUAACGCCUCGGUCGCCAAAAUCAUUUCAAAAUUUCAAACUGGAAAAGCUCAAAAAUACGCCAAGACGCACUUUACUUGUGGUAAAGUGCGCCGAUUAGUGGCACAGUUUCAAUCGACAGGUUGGAGAGCGCAACAGAAGAACUCAACUGAUUAUACUAAACGAAUGGUCGAGAUCAAGGACCAAGAAAACAGCGUAAGUAAAAUCACAUCAUCUUGGGAGUCUAAAAACGCUGGUUAUUUGGAUGAUUCUUCUUGGAUGGACAGAGCUAAAUCUCUCUCGGAAUCUCAUCAUUAUGAGCCAGAAGAGCUCUUGCAGAAUGAAACACAGAAUGAGGCUCAAUCAUAUGCUUCAAGCUCCAGCUCUAGCUCUUCCAGUGAUUCCGAGCACGAGGACAUUCAGGAAGCAGAGUCAAUUUAUCAAGAAGAAAGAGUCGAGUCUCCAGAACUUUCUCAACGAGCGGAAUCUUUCGUUGUUGAAUCACCAUCUCCCGAAGUCGAUGAAAGCUCGACAACUUCUGUCCAUCAGCUCAGAUCCUUCUUCGAAAACUGUUUCUAG
Oikopleura dioica is the source of this 1650-nucleotide messenger RNA. Lineage: Eukaryota; Metazoa; Chordata; Appendicularia; Copelata; Oikopleuridae. The record is from the annotation of a GenBank genome assembly.